AUGAUGCCAGUGGAGGAAUUACAAUGUACCUUUAAAGUUGACAAACAACUGAAGUUAACAUCAGGAGAUACAAUAAUAUUGGAAUUUCGAGCAAGAUCAGGUGGAAAACUGGCACUUAUGAAAAUAGACGACGGUGCUGUGACCGGAGUUGAGUUUUAUAGUGGCGUAACAGCUAUUGAUAUUUUGGAGUUCAAGUUUGAUUUCGAUGUGCCAUCUCAUUGCACAGAAACUUCCAUGUGUUCCAAUCAUCCCAUGCAAUUGGAAAAUGAUAUCACAUCGAUCGAAAUUCGUCCGUAUUGGUCUGGUUGGACCGAUCGGCUUUCUGGCAUUUCUAGUUAUACUUUUGAAGUAUGGAAGAUGGAAUAUAAUGUUAAAGCGGAAGGAUUACAAGAACCUCUCAUAACAAAUGAUACUAACCCUUCACCUUUGUUUAUAACUAAUGUAAUGGCUAACGACUCGAUUUACCCGACUUACAAGCCGACAAAAGCUGGAGUGUAUUCAUGUAUACUAGAAGUGACCGAUGUCGCGAAUAACUCGGAAUACGUCCGACGUAUUGUUAUCUUUGACGAUAACUCAGAUUUGACUAUUAAUAUAUCUAAUAGCCUAUUUGUAUCAUCUGCGAAUUUUGAAACAAACUUUUUGUGGCAAACAGACUUCAAACAUGAUGUUAAAAAUGAUAUGACGGUAAAAUGGGAAGGUUUGUUCAGCAAUUCUUUACAUCAUGAGAAACAUCUGUUGGCAAAAGUUUUAGACUAUAAACCACGAUUAAGUGAUAACAUACGUCGUCAUAACUAUAAACGAAUCUUGACAAAUAAUGAUGACCAUGAAGGAGACAGAACAAUUGAUAGCAUUUCUAAUAUAAAUGGUAUCGUUAAGUUCCAAAUAAACCAUGAAAUUGUCAGUAGACCAUCGUUUGUGGAUCCUGAGGACGGAUGGGAGGAUAUUUAUCCAAUAGCAGAACAUUCUGUUCUUGAAAUGGCUGCAGGCACAAUAGGAGAUGGAGAUUCACAGCAAAUAUGGGUUCGUGCGUUCGAUGUGCUUGGUCGCAACAAAACACAAACUACAGUUAUUCAUUAUGAUCAAAGUGGACCAGAUAACUUUUUAACAAAUAAAGAAUAUAAUAUAGAAAAUGGAGCCCACACUUUUUCAAGCAGGAUUGAAUUUGUAUCCCGGGAUCUUCAUAGUGGUGUGGCCUAUGUUUCAAUGCAAAUCGUGCUUAACGGAACAAACAAUAUCAGAUUCGAACAAAAUAUUUCUGUGGAAGGAAGGACCACUGAAUCAUGUGCUCUUACUCAUGACUGUUACUGUGUACCAAUGGGAUUGUGUUUUAUGAGGAACUUAACCAUCGAAAUUAAUAAUUGUCAUCUUGGUGUGCCAAUAGAUGUGAUAGCGAAUGGAUAUUAUAAUCUUAAUAUCACAUCACACAACACAGCAUCAUUAAGCACUUCUACAUUGAUCAAAAUAGGGGAGAUCACAAAGUUUGAUGGUAUCAGUAGUUAUCCAAGUCCUUCAUUUGUUACUACUCUCAACAUUACAAAUCGAGCAGUGACCAUACAAUGGACAAAUGCGUCCACAUGUUAUCAACGAAUGAGAUAUAUCAUCUUGCUCUAUAAACCUAAUAAUACGACAGAAUCAUUUGAAAUUGAUAAAAAUGCUGAUACGUAUACAUUUGAUGGCCUUUCACCUGGUACCACUUAUACAGCAGAGAUAUAUACGGACUAUAACACCAAACCAAACUUUACCCGUAGUCCAAUACCAUAUGAACACACAUUUAAAACAGCUUCCUUUUGUUCUCAUCUACAACCCUGCUAUCCUGGUCAUUGCAAAAGUGAUAUUGAUGAAUGCAUCUGUACUAAUAGUUUCAGUGGAUCUACUUGUUUACAAUUCGACGAAACGCAUUCACCUUCCUUACAAAGAAGUGCAGCAAAAUUUACCUACUUGGAUUUGAGUACUAAUACUGUGAAAUACACCUAUCAAGUGAAUUCUACCGAACAUAAUUUGACAUGGUCAAAUCAGGAAAUGUUUAAUUCAAUGAUAUUUGAACUGGAGGCUUCUUUUGACGGAAAUGUAUCAUUCGGAUCACUACCUGAAUAUCCGAACUACCUGAAUAAAUCUGAAUUUGGUAUUGUGGAGGGAACUAUACAAUUCACACAUACAUUCCAAUCUACAGUUAAAAAUAAAACAGUUCUUCAAUGUACUGAUCCAAGUGAAGAAAGUCCGAUACCUGCACUGCAUUGUAAUAUUCAGCUUCUAAAUACGUAUACAGUACCGGUAUCUUCUGGAGACAUAAUGACUCUAGAAUUCAUGGCACAUUCUGGUGGCUACAGGAAACUAAUAAACUUUGGCGAUGGUGUAAUGACCGGGAUAGAGUUUUAUCAAGGGCAGUCAGUUCAACAGACAAUGGAACUCAGAUUCGACUUUGAUACUCCUGUACACUGUACAAAAACUUCAUCUUGUGACGACAGUCCAAUGUAUCUUGAAAAGGACAUAACAAAGACACCUAUCAAACCUUUUUGGUCUGGUUGGGAAGAUAAGAUUUCAGGAAUUCAUAAGUUUACGUUCGAAGUUUGGAAGUUGGAUUACGUGUUGGAUAAGGAUGGACUGAUGGAACCACAAAUUACUAACAUGACAAAUCCUAAACCAUUAUUUCUUAAGGAAAUGUUACUAAAGUCGAACAUAUCAAACCUACAAUUCACCCCAGAUCUUUCUGGAGUUUACUCUUGUAUAUUAGAAAUAAAUGACAAUGCCAAUAAUUCUGAAUAUGUCCGACGCAUCGUUAUAUAUGAUAAAACAUCUGAUGUUUCUGUAAACGAGUCCAGACGACUCUUGGUUUUAUCUGCGGAGGUUCAAACAAACUACACAUGGCAGACUAUUUACAGCCCUACUGGCAUCAGCAUUAUCAACGUUACAUGGGAAGGACUAUUCUCAAAUCAGAAUCAUUCUGAUGGUCAUUUUCUAGCUAGUGUGUUACCUUAUGAACCCAGACUAAGUGACAACAUGUCACGCCAUGGGUAUAAACGUAUUCUUUCUGAUUUUGACGACCACGAAGGCACAAGAACAUUAAAUGCUACUGAUAACAUCAAUGGUAUCACCAGAUUUGAAUUAGUCUAUGAAGUUGUUGGUUUGAAGAAAUCACAAACGCCAACAACUGGGUGGUAUGAAAUAUUGCCAUUGAUGGAAUCUACAUCUGUACAAAUGGCAACUGGAACAGUAUCCGAUGGUGAUUUAUUGCAACUUUGGAUCCGAGCAUAUGAUAUCAUGGGGAACAACAAAACAAAGACUUCAUUGCUACAUUUUGAUAAAAGUGGUCCUGAUAAUUUUAUCAAUGAUAUUCAGUACAACAUAGAGGAUGGUAAAACUGUUUUUACAACCAGAUUUCCUUUAAUAUUCCAAGAUCUUCACAGUGGUAUCGAAAAUAUUUCUAUAGAUAUUGUAUUAAAUGAAACUGGGGAAAUCAAAUAUAAAACACAUGUUGAUUCCUUUUCGAUGACAAAGACCUCCUGCUCAUCUACGCCUGACUGUUAUUGUGUACCAAAUGGACAAUGUUUUAUGCGAUCUGUAAAUUUGGAAAUUAAUAAUUGUGACCUUGGUGUUCCAAUUUCUUUAAUAAAUAAAGGAACAUUCAACCUGUUAGUAACCUCAGUGAACACAGCAAGUUUACAAACAAGAUCUAUAUUUCAGGCAGGCGCAGUGAAAUUGUUUAAAGGAAUAGAUGAAUAUGCAAGUCCUUCUGCAAUAUCUGUUGUUAAUAAAACGAAUAGCCAGAUUGCAAUUAUGUGGACAAAUAACCCAACAUGUUACAAAAGACACGGAUUCGUUAUUCUUUUUUACCAACCAGACAAUUCUUCACAGACAUUCAACGUUGAUGCAAAUUCUACUCUUUAUACAUUUGAUGGCCUUUUCCCCGGUACAAAAUACAGUGUUGACGUAUAUACCCAGUAUGGAAAUGGAACACAUAAUACCAUGAGUCUACAGCCACGUUCUGUGACUAUAACAACCAACCAAUUCUGCUCCCACUUACAGCCAUGUUACCCCGGUAACUGUCACAUUGAUAAUGAUGGCUGCUUGUGUUCCAAUGGAUUUAGUGGCGAUACAUGUUUACAUAUUGACGAAGUGUAUAUACCUGAAUUACUAAGAAUUAAAUCAACUUUGACUCGCAUAGAUACAACUACAGGGCAUGAUAUACCAUUCGUUUUAAUUAAUGCAACACACAACUCGACAUGGUCUAAUUUAGACCAAUUCGAUAGCCUUGAACUCUAUAUAGAUGCAGAAAUCCAUACCAACUCGACAAUUGGACCCCAACCAAGUUACCCAAAUUACAUGAAAUCAGCUCGGUUUGGAAUAGUUCAAGGAAAUGUACAAAUUAUGCAUAAAUCGUUAAGCAAAGGAGACAAUAUUACAGUUGUGUCAUGUAGCAACAUCAGUGGUUUAAACCCUGUCGACAAAAUGCAUUGUGUGAUAAGGGUAGAGGGAGGAUGUAGUAAUCCGAAGUCUGGAGAAUCAUGUCUUAUAACAUGCAAUGUACAAUCAGGUGGAAAUAGACAACUUAUCAACAUAGGUGAUGGGACAGACACAGGAACUGAAUUUUAUAUCGGUUCUUAUGUCACACAGAAUCUGGAGUAUAGAUUUGAUUUUGAUGUACCUGUUCAUUGCACACAAAACACCAUGUGUGGCGAGACAUCAAUGGCGCUUAUCAAGGAUGUCACAACGACAAAAUUUCGUCCAAAUUGGUCUGGUUGGAUGGAUGCCCUUUCCGGAGUUUAUAAGUAUACUUUCGAAGUUUGGAAAAUGGAGUAUGUACAAUCGGAAGAUGGACUACGUGAACCUCUAAUAACAAAUUCCUCGAAUCCUAUACCGUUAUUUUCGUCCAUAAUAUACGAUGAUAAUAUCGUUUUUCCUGAAUACGAACCACCUGAAGCUGGUGUUUAUUCGUGCAUCUUAGAAAUAAACGAUAAGGCGAAUAAUUCUGAAUAUGUCAGGAGAAUUGUCGUGUAUGAUAAAACUUCUGGUGUGGAAAAAUUAAAUUCUACAGGUCGUUUAUAUGUUUCGUCAGCUUCAUCCUCUACUAAUUAUACAUGGCAAACAAGUUAUAGUUCUGGCGCUUCUUCUCCUGUAGAAAUCCAAUGGCAGGGUCUGUUUUCCAAUUCAUUUCAUGAGCAACAAAAAAUUUUGUCAAAAGUUUUGGACUAUCAACCCCGACUAAGUGACAAUAUAAUGCGAAAUAACUAUAAGCGCAUACUACCACAAUAUGACGAUAAAGACGGAGACAGAAACACAAGCUCUAUAGCAAACGUUCAUGGGAUUGUCAGAUUUGAAAUCGCACACGAAAAGGUUACUGAAAAGAAAUCAUAUCUUCCAAGUAAUGGAUGGGUUACUGUGGUACCUUUUGCUGAAAACAAUACGCUUCAAAUAUCAGAACGUACCAUAGGUGACGGGGAUUCUCGUCAGAUUUGGAUUAGAGCUUUUGACAUUAUGAACAAUAGUAACUAUGAUACAACUAUGGUUUACUUUGAUAGGAGUGGUCCAGUUAAUCAUCUAACUGGUAAAGACUAUAAUGCAGACGGACAAUAUAAAUUUACAAGCAGAUUUACAAUAAUCACUCAGGAUUUACACAGUGGAUGUACACACGUCUCUAUUCAACUAAAACUUGAAAACUCUGAUGAUGUUAAAUACCAAACCGAAAAAAGAAUGGAAAUUACGAAUAACACGUAUUGUAAUCAAGACCCAGAUUGUUACUGUGUGCCAAUGGGACUUUGUUUUUUGCGCAAAAUACAAUUUGAUGUGGAUAACUGUCUCCUUGCAGUGUCAUCAGAGCUAUUAGAUAACAGCAAAUAUAUUCUGGUUGUUUCAUCCUCUAACACAGCCGGUCUGAAUACGACUUCUAAGUUCGAGAUCGAUGUAAAGAAUAUCGUUGGAAUAAACGAAUAUUCAAGUCCAUCAUCAGUAUCGUUCAUUAACAAAACAAAGACGGCCGUUACUUUACAAUGGAUCCACCCGACAACAUGUUACGAACCAACCAGAUAUAUCAUACAUUUGUUACAACCACACAAUUCUACCAUAGAGUUUGAGAUAAGUCCGAACGAUACAUCAUUUACCAUAACAGGUUUAUCUUCUGGUGUAUCCUACAGUGUAGAAAUGUAUACCGACUAUGGAAAUCUUUCUUACACUGUUAGAAGUGCAAAUCCAGUAUAUAUACAAUUCGAUACAUCUGAACCAGAUGUAGAAAGUAGCAGCCUGAACCUGAUCCCCAUCAUUGUAGGGUCAGUUAUCGGCUUUAUUCUACUAGUUAUUCUAGCUAUCGUAGCAACACUGUAUUUCCUGAAACGACGACAUCGCAAUUUGUGUGUUGGGCCAAUCUCAGAACCGGAUGUUAUAAACAAUACUGCUAAAGCACCGAUGAUUAAAGUAUCACCUUCUAUCAUAAGGAAAAUGUCAAUAAGUGCUCUAUCAAUUCCAGAAAGUCCAUCAUUAGAAAAAGCAAAUAAGAGAUUGCAAACAAACAUAUUUGAUAUAAGUUUACCAAAAGGAAGAGCCAAAACAUUGCCUCCUUUACCACCAAUGAGUUCAACUAUGCAAAAACAGCCUUUAUAGAUUUGAUGUUGGAUAGUUUAAGCUGAUAUGUUUUUCGUGUAUGAUUAAAAAAAAAUGCUUUAACCACCAAAGUUUAUUAAAAAUUGUGAACACAAGAUACGCAGAUUAUAUUUAAAUAACCAGUUACAGUUUAAUGGUGGCAUUUAAUUAACUAUAGUACUGUUUGUGUCAUAUUUAUGUAUACUUUUAAAUAUCAGAAAUGAAAAUUAGUAUA
Molecule: messenger RNA, 6805 nt
Organism: Mytilus trossulus (common blue mussel)
Lineage: Eukaryota; Metazoa; Mollusca; Bivalvia; Mytilida; Mytilidae
Exons: 26
Coding region: 1-6591 (2196 amino acids)
Molecular function (GO): protein binding
Source: RefSeq, a predicted model, not a curated record